Molecule: messenger RNA, 5446 nt
Organism: Phyllopteryx taeniolatus (common seadragon)
Lineage: Eukaryota; Metazoa; Chordata; Actinopteri; Syngnathiformes; Syngnathidae
Product: serine/arginine-rich splicing factor 11-like
Exons: 11
Coding region: 4161-5153 (330 amino acids)
Cellular component (GO): nucleoplasm
Molecular function (GO): RNA binding
Source: RefSeq, a predicted model, not a curated record
CCGCCAACGACUCGGAAGGCAGCUCAUUUGUUAACCACGAGUGUAUUCACAUUAUAUGUAAUGGAGAUUUUGGUUUACUGUACCAAUGCAAUUCUCUGACCAAAAGAUAUAUGGCAGUAUACAAAAAAUCUGCCUUAUGGAAAAGGAGUUGGUUAAUUUCAAACUGUGGGUUCUGAAUUCAAUCAUAUGCAUUUAAGUUCUCCCCCCAUACCGGACUAUCCUCUGUUAAACUUCUCUCUGUCAUUUGUGUGUGACUGUGUGUGCGCGCCUGUGUGUGCGAGUGUGUGUGUGGAUUUGUAGUGAAGAAGUCAAAAGCAGCCUCCUGGUUGAUGGCUGAAAGUGGUCCUCUGCCCGCCAACAGGGGACUGUAAACAUUUGCAAAAGGCCAGGAUGCUUUCAAGCCCCGCCCCUCUCUUAUUUGUCCUCUAUUGUCUCUCUCUCUUUCUCUUCUUACAUUAACUCCCAUCUCUCCUAGGUGCUUUAGAGCGAAGCACUAGAUGUUACGUAAAGUUACAGAGUUGCUCAAACAUGGACCUAUUAAACAUUUGUAUGCCGCAGGUUGCACUCACACUAGGUACCUUAUGAUGCUCAAGCAUGCUUUUAGAUGUGCAUUUGUACCCUCUGAAAAGAGCAAAAUCAUAUUACACAUGAUACCUAAUGUCAGGAUUGUUUCACUAAUGUUAAGGGCACUGUAUCAUGCUCCAUCAGUUCAUCUGCGAGUUAUUAAUAACUACCACCGUGCAUGACAGUCUAGCAGCACUCUGGAGAGUGAAUUCUACAGUGACAAAAGUUGUAAAACAAAUUUAGAAUUUUAGGUAUACAAGUUUUACAUGAAUAAGGGUCAAAUAGUAUAUUAAAAAAAAGUUUUAAUAUUAAGAAAAUAGUCACCAUAUUCUGACCAAAGAAGUUUUAGUUGGAAGAGAAUGAUGUCAUCACAAGAAUAAAAUCAUAUUAAUCUAGGGGGAGGGGGAGUAAUUUUAAGAAAAUGUUCAAAAUAUAAAAAAGGUGAUUGCAUUACAAUAACAUAAUUAUGAUAAUAUACUAAAUAUGAGAGUCACAAUGCGAGAAAAGUAGCUUUUAUUGAAUAAAACUAAUUCAUGAAAAUUUGCUGUUAUGGCAAAAGUAGUCCAUUUAGCAGAAUAUUUUUAAUCACUAGUAUAAAGUGAAAAUAUGAGAAUUUAAAUUUUAAGAGAAUGGUUGAAAUAUAAUUAAAAUAAUCAAAAUAUGAGAAAAAUGCUUGUAUUUUUAAUAGUUGAAAUUACAAGACUAGUCAAAUUAUUAUUGGGAAAAAAGAUGUAAGUUUAAUUGUAAUUAUUUGAGUAGAGAGUUUGUAAAAAGGCCACACUUUAUAGGGGAAGUCACCCCCCCCACCCCCAAAAAAGAUAAUUUUAUGAGAUUAAAGUAUGACCAUGACUGCAGGUUUGGUCAGUGGUUAGUAUACUAAAAAUUUACUUCAUUAUUUUGACCCUUUUUCUGUAAAAGUUAUUUAUAUGUAUUUUUUAUUUUGUUGUAAUUUUACAAUAUAGAUUUUAAAAAAAAAUGUAUUUCUUUGUGGCACUAAUAUAAUAAUGACUCAAAAUGAGCCCCAAGGUGGUGAAUAAAGUAAUAAUGCAGCGUCGUAUCAUGAAGUGUAGACAUUUGUGUGCGCGCUUGGGCACAGCUGAAUCUUGUACAGUUACCAGCUGCGGCUAACCAUGCGUGAGCACGUUAUGGGACUGUUGGCCCAGUGAGAGUGCACCUUACGGAUAUACCAGGAAGUUUCCAAAAUAAGCACUUGAUUCUGAAUUGGGGCAUGCCGAAGACAACGUGGUGAUUAGUUGGAAGCGUAUAUAUUGUCGAGAUGCAUACGCUGUACAAACCUGUAUCCAAAACAGGUUUGAGACCAGCCGUAGUCAUUAAAAGCACUUGCAUAAUAGUCUGAGAUGGCCGCCGACAUGACUCACUGGAUGUUGCUACACUGUUUAACAUUUAACAGUGGUCUUCUUUUUGUUGUUGUGUUUUACAGUUGUUUUUCCCUGGCUCAGCCAGUCCCGUAGACUGAAACGCUGCUGCAGAAAAUACCAUCCGACUUAAUUUGUCUCCUGCAGCCAUUUUCUCUCCCCCCCUCUCUCUUUCUCCAGUGUGCUCUUUUUGUUUACAUGUUGUCGUGUGUGUGUGUGUGUCCACGAUGUCUGACUGUCAGAGUUUUAGAGGAAUUAAAGGGGGUAGGGGCACUUCACUGCGGGGUAAGCAGCGUCGUGCUGUUGGGGUGCUUUAGUCAAGGUGGUGGGACUUAAGAGCUGUUCCAAAACAAGUCAAGAGGAAGAAUGACAUCCAAUUACAGAAGACAAAGCCAGCCAAACCCCAGACCUAAACCCAAUUGAAAAUCUGACCUCAUAAAAGAUACCCUUGCAUUUGUAUGGCUUUGCGAAGACGAGCUUGCAGAUAAUGGCCAGUUUAGAUGUGCCAUGCUAAUAAACUCAUACCAAAAGGUUAAGUGCAUGGGCUCCUCGGUUUGCAACAGCCUCAACAUACGUUUUGAGGUUACAAAAUACAGUGAUGCCUUGAGAUUAGAUGGACCCACCUUUUCAUAACACAGGCCGUCCUUAGGUUAAUUUUUAUUUUAUUUUUCUCUUUCCUUCCUCCUUCCUUUGCUUUGACUUGCACUGAAAUUUGAGAUUGAGCGCUGUGUGGUAGCAGUGAAUGCAACUCUGCUCACUUUGUAACAAGCAGCAGUUUUGGCAUUGCUAUAGUGAAUAGUGAACCAUUCUUCAGAUAAAGAGGCUUGGAGCCCAGUUAAUGUUUACUGUCCACCUAAACAUAGAGAAUUACUCGUGGAUUUAAGAUUACCACAUAGCUUUGCUUUGGUAGAUAUAUUUAGUUUAAUGCUAAUAUACAAUGCAAAACGCCAUAGACAGGCUAUUAGCUUUCCUUCGGGUAAAUAUGUUUAGCUUAAUCCUAAUGUACAAUGCAAAACACCAUAGACAGGCUAUUAGCUUUGCUUUGCGGAAAUUGUUUAGUUUAAUGCUAAUAUACAAUGCAAAACGCCAUAGGCUAACUAAUAGCAUCAGUGUUACAAUGUUAUAAUCCUUUAAACACAAUCGGUGGAGCAGCACUCAUGACAUAUAUUCUUUAUCCUCUUAUGAAGAACAACUAAUAUUUCUGCGGCUUCUUGAGAAGUUGUGACCUUCUCCAUGUAUAUUUGUAUGUCAGUAUUAUGCUGCUCCCAGGUGGCUAAGGUGCGGACACCAGAAUGAGCAGUACAAUGUCCACUGAAUUGAAGCAAAAAAAUUUCAAAAACCAUUUAAUUCUUUACAUUCUAUUAAUUCUUAUUAUUAUUACUGGUGUCUCCAUUCUCAAUGGGAUAAGAGAGGUUUGAGAUGUUUUGAGUUGUCACACAACGAAUUAAUCUUGUAUCUCAAGGCAUCACUGCGUUUUGCGCAGCGGCGGCAGAAUACGUACUUUACUAAGGUAGCGUAGGUUCGUGAUGGACUUGCGUCCAAAUUCCUAACGUGGUGGCAAACUGAGGACCCUGGUGUUAAGUUUAGGGAAGUCACACUUGAAUGCUUAUUUUAUGCCUGCAUUGUUUCCUUUUGAAAAUGUACAGGUUCCAGGUCACAUUGUGUUUUUAAAUCGGGGGUGUUUACUUGCCGUGAUACUUAAUUCACGACCAUCAAACAAAGUAAAAGGAAGAUUGCAAAAUGCUUUUAGCUGCUAAAGUUUUUACUUUCCUGUGACUUGAGUAGUUGAGUGUAAUAGAUGCAAUGACAGGUAAGGAGAACAAAAAAAUGUUACAGCAGUUUGAUGCUGCUACUAUCAUGUGGUAUAUUUCACUGUGAUGUGUAUUUUUUUUAAUUAAAUUAUUUAUUUUGGAGACAUUGUGUCAGACUUUUUGCCAACCGCCCUAAAAUUCUCUCUGUUGUUUGUAUCUCCGAUUUUUUUCUCUGUGUGCUUUUUAGUAGCGAAGGCGCCGUGAGUGAGUCGCUUGUUUGAGUAAACCGUCUAAAUGAAAACUCACUGCCCAUUGGAGAAGAGCUGGGCUUGCUCACGUUUGGUUCAUGACUUAGCAAACACGUUCAGGAUCCAUCCCGGACGAGGCCAAAGCGUUGUCCCUGCUGGCGCCGGCAAACGCCGUUGCGGGGAUCCUGCCCGGUGGAGGACUUCUCCCCACGCCCAACCCCAUGCCCAAUCCUGCUAUGGGAGCAAACCCCUUUGCUGGUCUCAACAUGGAUGCAAUGGCUGCAUUUGGAUUCCCAGGACCCAACAUGAAUCCUCAGGCUGCUGACCAGCUGCUGAAGCUCAUGACAGAUCCUCAACUCAACCCACUGGCCGCCGGCUUGAACCUGAGCGCCGGCCUCAAAGCCGACGCAGCCAACAAGGAAAUGGAGGAGGCCAUGAAGCGGGUGCGAGAGGCACAGUCUCUCAUUUCUGCCGCCAUAGAACCCGGAAAUGACGGCCGGAAGAAGCGUUCUCGGUCCAGGUCCAGAAGGAGGCGCACCAGAUCCAGGUCCAGACGCAGGCGAAGCGGCAGCAGGUCCAGACGGCGCUCGGUCUCCAGAAGCAAGCGGCGCUCCAAAAGCCCUCGCAGGAGGCGGAGCCGCUCCAGAGACAGAGGCAGGCGCUCCAGGAGCAGAUCCAGAGAUCGUAAGAAAGAAGAGGCGGCGAGGAGGAGGUCCAAAACGCCGCCCAAGAGCUACAGCACCACUCGCAGAUCACGUAGCAUCAGCCGGAGGCGCAGGCGCAGUCGCAGCGCCAGCCGCUCCCCCAAGAAGUCGCCCAAGAGACGUAGCUCCAGAUCUCCGUCACCUCGCAGGCACAAGAAGGAGAAGAAGCGCGACAAGGAGCGCGAGCGCCGCAGCGAUAAAGACAGAGGACGAGAGGAGAGAGACAGGUCCACCAGCAAGAAGAAGAGAAGCAGGGACAAGGAGAGGGACCGCGACCGGGACCGCAAGUCUGAUGCAGGAGACAAGGAAGAUAUCAAGAUCACGAGGGAUUACGACGAAGAGGAGCAGGGCUACGACAGCGAGAAGGAGCGUCAGGAGAGGAAGGCGUCCGACUACUCUGACUCGGACUACCCGCCGCAGUUCGCCGAUGGCAACGGCGACUCACGGCAGGCCAACGGCGACGACGAUGACGGCGACGCCCACGAAGACGACAUGGAUGUCAGCGACUAAGCGCGCCGUCCUCCGCUCUGUCACGCUCGGUUCAAAGCAGAAAAAAAAGAACACUCUCCCCAUCAUGAUUUGCCUCCUCUCCACCCGUCACAUUUAGCGCAUUGAUGCUUUGUCACAGUUAAACUGGAAGUCCAAUUGUGUUGCUUUUCUGCUCACGUUACACAUAUAAUUCAUAUGCUUUCUUUUUGGUAGGCUCUCCCUCGUCGAUGUUAGCAGCUCGUUAUUUGGAAAUGUUUGAAACGUUUCUUUUAUCAUGGUUUCUUUUAUAUAAAUAAAACCCGUUUGGUAAAUGA